This is a messenger RNA of Ilex paraguariensis (yerba mate), 1065 nucleotides long. The record is from the annotation of a GenBank genome assembly. NCBI's taxonomy places the organism in Eukaryota, Viridiplantae, Streptophyta, Magnoliopsida, Aquifoliales, Aquifoliaceae.
AUGGCCAAAUCUUGCUCGCAUUGGUGGCAUGCCCCAUUCUACUUCGCCAUGUCUGUAACACUCGCAGUAAUAGCAAUCACCACACCCAUUCAUUCAUCUCUCAAGAACUCAAUCCCACCAAACAACUCCAUCAAGCACUCUCUCUCCAUAAAUGCUACUCAAGCUCUCCGGACACAUGGCUUCAAUGUCUUCGCCACCCUCCUCCAAUUCUCUCCCGAACUCUUCCUCUCCUCUUCCGAAUCAACCAUCUUCGGCAUCCAAGACUCUGCCAUCUCCAAUCUCUCUCUUCCUCCUUGGGCCAUGAAACAACUCCUCCAAUACCACACCUCUCCUUCCAAGCUCCCAAUUCAAGAACUGUUCAAGAAACCCCUAGGGACUUGCUUACCAACCCUUCUUCAGCACAAGAACACAGCAAUCACGACAACAAAUGUGAACCAACGAUCAAUUGAGAUCAAUAAUGUGCUGAUUUCUCAUCCGGAUGUGUUUCUUGAAGGACCCAUUUCGAUUCAUGGUGUUCUUGGGCCUUUUUUUUCACUAGACCUUCCUGGCAUUGUUCAAGAUUGGGACAUUAUUGAGUCACCCAUUUGUGACACGAAUAACAGGGUAGUUUCAAACAUGAGUGAACCCAAGAACCGAAUUGAAUGGCCUCGGAUUGUGCAAGUGCUCAGCUCUAAUGGGUUCGUUUCGUUUGCGAUCGGAUUGCAUUCUGUUCUUGAUGGGAUUCUCAAAGAUCACGCAAAUUUGAGUUCUGUCACCAUCUUUGCUCCCCCAAACUUGAUGUUUGUGGCAUCUCCUUCACCAUUUCUGGAUAGAAUUGCGAGGUUUCAUAUUGUGCCACUCAAGUUCUCUUACAUAGAAUUGGCUUCAUUGCCAGAGAAAUCAUCUCUGAAGACAUUGAUUCCUGACAAAGAUCUUUGGAUUACUAGUAGAGUUAAGUUUUCACAAAAUUUGGCUAUUCAUGGGGUGGAAAUUACUGCACCAGAGAUUUCUUCAUCUGAGAAGUUUAUUAUCCAUGGAAUUUCUCGAGCUUUCAAUGUAGAGGAGCUUCCCAGUGCAUUAAAGUAG